CCCCCUUCCCCCACCAUGAGCGGCUUAACAGCACAACACAAGCAGAGUCCCUUGCAGGACCUCUUUCACAUCAUCACCAUGUUGCCCACGACAAUCCGCUCUCCACCUUCUCUCGGAGACUUUAUCCCCAUCGAGGAGCAUCAGGCGCAAACCCCCGAGACCUUCUUCGGCGGAAAGCCCGUCCUGCACUUCCACCUCGACGGCGCAAAGGCUUGGAUCCCGGCCUCGCAGAAGGGCAGCUUGGCCGUCUUCCCUGCGGAUGUCGCGACCGCUGCCUCUGCCCCUGAGGGCGCCACGUUGAGAGAGCUCUCCGAGGAGCUGGUCGAGCAGCUGGUUUCCGUCUUUGUCACGUCAGAGAACUUCACCGUCUUCUCCGCUGCACAAGGCGCGGGUGUCGAGAUCCCCUAUCCCUCCAUUUCCAUCCACGCGGUAAAGCAAGUCGGCACCACCGCCGAGGGAACCCCUCUCCAGGCCAUCUGGAUGCAGCUGCAGCUCGCCGACGGCGGCGACGGCGACGACGACUUCGAGACGAUCGACCUGACCCUCGUCCCGGCCCUGGCGGCCGGCAGCCCCCAGGCCGAUGUCCAGAAGUUCUACGACGCCAUCUCGGCCUGCUCCGACCUGCAUCCCGACCCUGUCGACGAGGAGGACGAGGACGAGGACGGCCGCAUCGUCUUCGAGGGCGAGCGCGAGCAUGAGCCCGUCGAGGGCUAUACCGGGGUCCUGUACGGCGCUCACGACGGCGGCCUGCCCCCGGCGUUCCCAGGCAGCGCCGGCUGGAUCACGGCGGAGAACGUGCACGAGCACUUUGAUGCCGACGGCAACUGGAUCGGCCAGAACGGCGCUGAGGAGGAUGGAGAGGCGGAUGCGGAAGGAGGGGAGCUGGGCGAGGGCGCCGGGCGUGUUCGAGGACACGAUGAGGUCAACGGCGGCGUGAACGGUCACGACGACCCCGACAACAAGCGUCCGCGCGUGGGCGAGUCAUGACCUGUGUGGACAGGACAGUGGGCGUAGAAGAAAAGAACUGACGAGGAACGACUUGAUACCAUGGAUAAGGCCCGGGUUCAAUAAAAAAAAACCGAGGUAGGGACACGGCAUUUUCGGCUACUCGUCUCUUAGGAGGCCUUCGAUCACAUUGUGGCUGAUGAGGCGCCGACGGGCUUUCGACCAGCUGCUCCACGACUUGUCUGAAUAUAUUUGAUAUGAGUGAUUGUGACAUCUGUCAGGUGGCUAA
Molecule: messenger RNA, 1234 nt
Organism: Colletotrichum destructivum
Lineage: Eukaryota; Fungi; Ascomycota; Sordariomycetes; Glomerellales; Glomerellaceae
Product: Putative PH-like domain superfamily, protein ICln/Lot5/Saf5
Exons: 2
Coding region: 16-987 (323 amino acids)
Biological process (GO): spliceosomal snRNP assembly; mRNA cis splicing, via spliceosome
Cellular component (GO): pICln-Sm protein complex; spliceosomal complex; cytosol
Source: RefSeq, a predicted model, not a curated record